CCUGCUACAGCGCGUGUCCGCGUCCACCAAUCACGGCGCGUUUCGGAGGUCGGCACCGAGCGGAAGUUGUUGGCCGCUUCUGCCACUUGCAGCCGCUGCGGCUAGCUUUUAGCAGGCUAACAAGGUUCUGUCAAUGUGCUGCUGUGGUUUGUCGCUUCGAGGGGGGAGCGUGAAAACGUACCAAAUGCGCGAAGGUUGAAGCUGACGCGUCCAAGGAAAUGAUUGUCACCGACGUCGCCUCUAAGGGAGAGGAUACGCUAACGUAAAGGAGCCCGGAAGUGGUGAAGCUUCCCGCAGCGCCAGAGAAGAUGAGCGCCAAAUAUGGCCUGGUGGGCUUCAACAGCUCGCGGAAGCACAUUUCAAUCUCCAUUCCGUCGUCCACGGAGGUGAUGUCUCCCCACAUUAAGUCUGUGGAGGAGCUGAGAGUCCUGGGCAUUAACCUGAGCAGCUUCAGCGCUCCGACACAGUUCUUCAUCUGUGUAGCAGGAGUCUUCCUCUUUUACCUAAUCUACGGAUACCUGCAGGAGCUGAUUUUUUCAAUGGAAGGAUUCAAGCCCUUUGGUUGGUACCUCACUUUGGUGCAGUUUGGCUUUUACUCCAUGUUCGGACUGGUGGAGCUUCAGCUUACACAGGACAAGCGCAGAAGGAUACCAGGGAAGACCUACAUGAUCAUAGCAUUUCUAACAGUGGGAACAAUGGGUCUGUCCAAUACCUCUCUGGGCUACUUAAACUACCCUACGCAGGUCAUCUUCAAGUGCUGUAAACUCAUUCCUGUCAUGAUUGGAGGGGUUUUUAUACAAGGGAAACGCUAUAAUGUGGCUGACGUGUCUGCUGCUCUCUGCAUGAGUUUUGGACUCAUUUGGUUUACACUAGCUGACAGCAAAGUGGCUCCAAACUUCAACGUCACAGGGGUUCUCCUCAUCUCCCUGGCGCUCUGUGCAGAUGCUGCCAUUGGAAACGUGCAGGAGAAAGCCAUGAAGCUCCAUAAUGGCUCCAACUCUGAAAUGGUGCUGUAUUCAUAUUCCAUUGGUUUUGUCUACAUACUGACAGGCCUGCUCUGUGUGGGUGGGCUGGGACCGGCAGUAGCAUUCUGCUCAGAGCACCCUGUGAGGACGUAUGGUUAUGCAUUCUUCUUUUCUCUUACGGGUUAUUUUGGCAUAUCCUUUGUGCUGGCCUUGAUCAAGCUUUUUGGUGCCCUGGUUGCAGUAACAGUGACCACAGGGAGGAAGGCCAUGACUAUCGUACUUUCCUUCAUGUUCUUCGCAAAGCCUUUCACUUUCCAGUACAUCUGGGGUGGCCUUCUGGUGCUUUUUGGCAUCUUCUUGAAUGUUUACAGUAAAAACAGAGACAAAAUGAAGCUUCCCUCCAUCAACGACUUAAGGAGUUGGCUGCUGACGGGAAAGAAAGUCAGAUUUCUCUCACAGAACGUGUGAGAGGUGACUACGGGGGCGGGGCAGAAGUCCAGCAUAUGCAGACUGUACAUCUGUGCAGAUGUAGCCUUGGUCUAAGGAAUAUACUGAAGCAUGUGCCUACUCUACAGGCCUCAUUGCUCAGCCAAGGAUGGGCAUACAGGGUUUGACUGCCUCACAGACCGCUGACAUGAAUAAACUAUAUCCUGUUUCUGUGUAGCAGUGGACAACUGGUACACAAGGAAGUACUUUAUCUGCAGGGGACUCGAUGGCUAGUGGGCUCUCUUAAAGCAGUGCUGGAGAGCCUUAACAUGGAGAACAUGGACAAUAUUAAGACUGUAAAUGGAAUCCAAUGCCUUAGCACAGUUUUGCACUGGAACUGACUCGUACACUUUAAUCUUGAGUGGUGGGGACUUCUUGCUUUCUUUCUUUUUUUAAUGGAAGGAGUACAGAGACAUGCCGAUGUUUCAUGUGUGAAAUAACAAAAGGAGAAAACAUUCGUCACGUGACAGGAGGACAUGACAAAAUUCGAUUUACCUAAUAAUUGUAAUUUGUAAUCAUUGUGUUAUUAAACAAGUCCAUUUCAUGUAUUUGUAAUUUGUAUCUAAUUAUGCCCUAAGUCAUGAAAAUACACGUGUAUCAUCAUGAGAAAUGUUGGCAAAUAUAGAGAAACAUGCUCUACAGUUUACAUCAACAAUGUCAACUGCCAUAGUUUAACCAAGCGUUCGGACCAGACUCUUUACAAUAAAACAAACAUUGCUCUUAAA
Messenger RNA from Betta splendens (Siamese fighting fish), 2176 nucleotides. RefSeq names its product solute carrier family 35 member B3 (gene slc35b3). Gene Ontology annotation, cellular component: endoplasmic reticulum membrane; Golgi membrane. The record is from RefSeq and is a predicted model, not a curated record. Gene Ontology annotation, molecular function: 3'-phosphoadenosine 5'-phosphosulfate transmembrane transporter activity. The coding region runs from base 309 to 1433 and encodes 374 amino acids. Gene Ontology annotation, biological process: transmembrane transport. Lineage: Eukaryota; Metazoa; Chordata; Actinopteri; Anabantiformes; Osphronemidae. The transcript is spliced from 10 exons.